CAAGAAGAAUUGGUUCUUCAGUAGAUGCAUAAAACUUUUUGGAAUAGCAUGACUACUACUACUUUCCUCGCAAGGAUGUUGUUGUUUUGCGCAGCGACGUCGUGGAAUGGGAGCAGACAUCGCUUCGUCAAUGCAUUUGUUGGCUCGUCUCUCCUUCGACACCACACRGCCAAAUCGACUCGGCCGUUGCCAUCAAUGCUACCUUCCGGUCAUCAAUCGAGUCAGUUUCAACGUUCGGCAUUGCAAAGAACUCCAGUUCCAGGGAACAACUGGCGUCUGCUCUCGACAGUAUCGGGAGAAAUUGAAGAAAAAAUAAAGAUCAAGGGGGACGAGAUUCGACAAUUGAAGGCCGACGGCAUCGACAAAGAAACCCUAGCACCACACAUUAAGGAAUUGCUUGCACUUAAGGCGCAACUCGAAGACGACAACAAAUCAUCGCUCGAGGAACUGAACAAGAAAAUUGCGGAAAAGGGAGAUCAGAUCCGUCAACUAAAGGCCGAUGGAGUGGAUAAGGAAACCCUGGCACCGCACAUUGAGGAACUYSUCUCUCUCAAGGCAAAGCUCCCUACAGAUGARUCAGCGGAGAAAAAGCCUGCUCAGAAAAAGAAAGGGGGAAAGCAAAAACAAAAGCAGAACCAGAACAACAAUAAGAAAAAGGCAGACGAGCCUCUCUCCGAAUCCGAAAUUAAAUUGAACCGUCUGGCAAAGGUUGACGCCAUGCGAGAAGCAAACGUGGAGCCUUUUGAAUACACAUAUGACGUCACCACCUCAGCUUCCCGAUUGGCAGCCGACUACAGCGRCAAAUUGGAACCCGGCGAGGAAGACGAAGAGUCCGACGUGGGYGUCGCAGGUCGUAUCAUGACUCGUCGAGUCUUCGGAAAAUUGGCCUUUUUCUCACUGCAAGAUGAGACRGGAAUCAUUCAAUUACAGUUUGACAAGAAACGACUGGGUGAUACAUUCAAGGUAUGUAAUAAAAAAUUGAAUCGGAACAAAUUCAAGGUUUUCGUUGUCAAAAWGUGUCUUUUUGCUAGCAUCGUCGCUUUCUCAAAUGAAGACAAUGUUCUUGCUUUUAUUUUUCAUUUUGAAAUCUUGAAAAUCGCCUCUAGGGCAUCAAAAAUUGGACGGACGGUGGAGACAUUAUUGGUGUACGAGGUUCGGUGAGACGAACCGAUAAGGGUGAACUGACAGUUUAUGCUACUGAAUGGAAAAUGCUGACUAAGUCAGUUUUGCCUCUGCCUGAUAAGUGGGCAGGACUCAAAGAUGUCACAAAACGUUAUCGGCAGCGUCACGUAGAUUUGAUUGUAAAUCCUGAUGUACGAGAUACCUUCCGCAAACGUGCAAAAAUCACAUCGAUGAUGCGGCGGCUGUUGGACGAAGAUGGAUUUUUGGAAAUCGAGACUCCCGUUAUGCACUCGCAGAGUGGAGGAGCGGAAGCUAAACCAUUUGAAACCUACCACAAUUCAUUGGAUAUGGAUUUAACUCUUCGAAUUGCAACAGAAUUGCAUCUGAAACGUCUCAUUAUUGGGGGAUUCGAUAGGGUAUACGAAUUGGGACGUAUUUUCCGCAACGAAGGACUGUCUACGCGACACAAUCCUGAGUUCACAUCGAUCGAGCUUUAUCAAGCAUAUGCAGACUAUGACGACAUGAUGGAACUCACCGAAAACUUAGUGUGCAGUGAGUAAUAUGUUCUUGCAAAUUUUUUUCGUAGCGUCCUUCGGUGUUUCGUUUUGUUCCAYUGACUUCCUUUCUUACCAAAUUUGUUCUGCCACCUCCAUUUACAGCAAUCGCUGAAGAGGUUUGUGGCGGUUUGGUAAUUCCUUAUGGAGAGCAUACCGUAAGUCUUGAAAAACCUUGGCGGCGUGUCACCAUGCAUGACAUUGUCAAGGAGGAGAUCCCGGACUUCGAUUUCGCGGCUCUUGACCUCGACGAUCCGGAAUCACUUGUGAAGGCCAAGGCUGCCGCUGCCUCGGCUAAUGUUCCGGGAGUUGAGGAUCUCAACUCGGUGGGCGACGUCUUGAACACAUGCUUUGAAGAACUUUGUGAGCCAAAAUUGAUUCAGCCAACAUUCGUGAUCGAUUAUCCCGUGGAGGUAAGCCCUCUGUCAAAACCUCAUCGCAGCAAACCAGGAUUGGUCGAACGCUUCGAACUGUUCGCUGUUGGAAGGGAGCAUGCGAACUCGUUUAGUGAAUUGACUGAUCCAGUGGAUCAGCGUGAACGAUUUGAAGCUCAAGCCGCAAAGAAGGCUGCUGGAGACGAUGAGGCAUGUGACRUCGAUGAAGAAUUCUUGACGGCUCUUGAACAGGGCAUGCCUCCCACUGGUGGAUUGGGUAUUGGUAUCGAUCGUCUUGUUAUGCUCUUAACAAAUUCUCCGUCAAUCCGUGAUGUUAUUGCCUUUCCUCUACUAAGGAAGGAAGAUGGCAAUUAACUUAAAUGCAGAAACCAUAAUUUGUGAUAGUUAAACGAACAAAUUGUAUUUUUGACCCAACCAUUUCGCAUAUAUCCCAAAGUUGCUGAACAGUUGAAGACAUUCUUACUUGAGAUUUCCCCUUCGCUCGUUGUUAAGCAAAAUCACAACUUUGCCAUCUUGAYAAUUUUCAUCAAAACAAAGAAAUGCCAAUUAGCACUGUCUAGACAAUUAUUCUGACGCCCAUUAUUUGGCUUGCAUACAACUAUUACUAGUAGUAGUAUUACUUGCAUAAAGUAUAGAAGUAGUUGUACUUCCGUUUGCCCUCUCUGAUGAUACAGUACCAAUGAUCGAAAUUAUCAUUCCAAAUUACACUCUGUAUYUUCUACUGACUAAUUGCUUCGUACGAUACUACUAUUUGUAAGCAUACUUCACUGUGUAACCCACUGUCCUGCUUUCUUCCGCGAAAACGAUAGCCACGAUCCUGCCRGUGGGGGGCUGAAGUAUGAGCAUCGUUCAUGCGUCGUAGAAAACUAGAAGUAGAUUUCCUGCGACGAGGUGCGCGGAAAGGCUCAACAUUCAACGAGGAGCAAAAUCGAAGGAAUUUCUGAGUGGCAAGAAUAGCCAGCAGAAAAAUAAUGAGAAACAGUCCGAUUGAUGACACACAAAAUACUGAACGAAUCGUAAUCCUAGAAGUACCACUGAAUAMUACGACCGUGAGGCUAAGAGUUGGAGCACAGACUGAAAUUUACUGCAAGAGAAGUAAAACAAGGCCGGGUGGAGCCCACUUUCAUGACAAAGGGAUAAAUUGAAGCAACGAAUUUCGGUAGAUAAGGAUACCAGUUCUUGGCUKUAGGUGUCCAUUUUUCCUGAAGACGCAUUUUUCACGUGUUUAAGUUCAUUAUAUGCGUCGUCGCGAGCAGCCGAAUUGUUGCAGCCUUCACAACGAUUGUUCGAUUUGGUUCAGAAUAAGAUGGAGAAAGCCGACCCCGAAGAUUUGUCGGUAGAGCUGACGACCUUCAACGAGGAAGAAUCACCGUUGUCGAUUGCGGAGGCAGAAACCCAUCGCCAACAAGARCAGCAACUAAUGCAACAGCAACUAAAUUCUACCAUCUCCACUUCGAUGCCCCCGCUGCAGCCUACAUCACUAACUGCUGGGGACAAAACAAGCAGCAACGGGUUUUUAGAAGAAACACURAAAGAAAUACGCCAACUGCCAAAAGAAAUACGGAACAUUCUCGCAGGAGGUCUUGCAGGAAUGAUAGCSAAGAGUUUCGUUGCUCCAUUUGAUCGGAUAAAAAUAUUAUAUCAGGUUUCUUCRGCCGAAUUCCACAUAAAAUAUGUUCCUGGCAUUGCCAAACGAAUCAUCCAGACGGAAGGACUUUCCGCUUUGUGGAAAGGAAAUACCGCUACAUUGAUUAGAGUCUUUCCGUACUCUGGCAUUCAGUUUAUGGUAUUCGACCGUUGCAAAACGUAUCUUUUGAAGGAACAAGAAUUGAACUACCGUCGUGAAAAAGCUCUCCAUCCCGACACACCAAAACCGAUCUGGGGCUUAUCGCCUCUAGAAAGUUUGUGUGCAGGCAUGGCGGCCGGUGCGGUCAGUGUCGUUGCKACCUAUCCGUUGGAUCUAACCCGUUCGCAACUUGCUGUUUUGAAGACGAAAAAGGGGCGAUCCUCCUCCAAUGUUGGAUUUGGAGCUGCUUUGCUCAGCAAUUAUAGGGAUCGAGGCGCGGUCGGUCUUUUUCGGGGUAUCACUCCAACGCUAAUGGGGAUUUUGCCGUAUUCUGGAUUAGCCUUUUCCUUCAACGAGCAAGCGAAACGAAAGGUACGUGGAAUCUAGUGGAUUUGGUUCUUCCAAUUUUCUGAUACAGUGCCUUUUCAGACUCUUUGUCAUYGUGGGAAAAAUGAUGGCUCGCAUCGACAAGCUAUUGGCCCAAAAAUCUUCCCAUCUGAACAAGCACCAUUUUUUGACAUUUUGUUGUUGAUUUUGUUCUUUUUUAGAUUCAAAAUAUGACUGGUCGAGAUUUGACAACUAUCGAGCGAAUGCAAUGUGGAGCAUUGUCGGGAUUAUUUGCACAAACCGUGACGUAUCCACUCGAGGUCACAAGGCGGCGAAUGCAAACCAUUGGUAUCGUUCCAACCAGUGGAAAGGAUGCCGCGGUGGAUGUGGUCGGGAAGGGUCCYAGUCACAAUCCAGUUGCAGCGACGGUAAUUCKAGAAGUUGUGCCGGAUCGUCCUCCUUCCAUGUCGAGCAUCGUAAAGGAACUAUAUCAAGAACAGGGAGUUCGUGGGUUUUUCAAAGGAGUUACUCUAAACUGGUUCAAGGGACCAAUUGCCUUUUCAAUAAGCUUCACAUGCUUUGAUACGAUCCAAAACUCUCUUGCAACGGAAGCGGAGCGACGAUUUCUGUUUCCCAGGCGGAAGUCGAGAGUGUAGUUUGUAGUAACGAACAUUGCUAUAAUUGAAUGAAGAUAGUUUUUCAAACUUUGCAACCCAUGAUAUCUUCAGCAACUAGCAUAAAUAGAUGAAUUCUCGGUAG
This is a messenger RNA of Pseudo-nitzschia multistriata, 4943 nucleotides long. The record is from the annotation of a GenBank genome assembly. NCBI's taxonomy places the organism in Eukaryota, Bacillariophyta, Bacillariophyceae, Bacillariales, Bacillariaceae.